Eptesicus fuscus (big brown bat) is the source of this 3901-nucleotide messenger RNA. It is a transcript of the gene TRERF1, whose product is annotated as transcriptional regulating factor 1. Gene Ontology annotation, biological process: negative regulation of DNA-templated transcription; regulation of transcription by RNA polymerase II. Gene Ontology annotation, molecular function: transcription corepressor activity. Gene Ontology annotation, cellular component: histone deacetylase complex; transcription regulator complex. The coding region runs from base 1 to 3681 and encodes 1226 amino acids. The record is from RefSeq and is a predicted model, not a curated record. The transcript is spliced from 14 exons. Lineage: Eukaryota; Metazoa; Chordata; Mammalia; Chiroptera; Vespertilionidae.
AUGGGGGAUCAGCAGCUGUACAAGACCAACCACGUGGCCCACGGCAGUGAGAACCUUUUCUACCAACAGCCACCACUCGGCGUCCACGGCGGGCUGAACCACAACUAUGGGAAUACAGUCACGGGGGCUGGAAUGGAUGCCCCUCAGGCAUCACCCAUUUCCCCCCACUUCCCUCAAGAUACUCGGGAUGGUCUAGGCUUGCCUGUUGGCUCCAAAAACCUUGGCCAAGUGGAUACCUCGAGGCAGGGAGGGUGGGGUGGCCACGCAGGGCCUGGGAACCACGUCCAGCUCCGUGGCAACCUGACCAACUCAAACAUGAUGUGGGGGGCACCAGCCCAGGCUGAGCCCACCGAAGGCUACCAGUACACCUACUCCCAGGCCAGCGAGAUCCGGACCCAGAAGCUCACCAGCGGUGUCCUGCACAAGCUAGACUCUUUCACCCAGGUGUUUGCCAACCAAAACCUGCGGAUCCAGGUCAACAAUAUGGCCCAGGUGCUGCACACCCAGUCAGCAGUGAUGGAUGGAACCCCUGACAGUGCCCUCCGCCAGCUGCUGUCCCAGAAGCCCAUGGAGCCCCCAGCACCGUCUGUCCCUUCCCGCUACCAGCAGGUGCCCCAGCAGCCUCACCCAGGUUUCACUGGGGGGCUGUCCAAACCAGCUCUUCAGGUCGGGCAGCUCCCUAGCCAAGGGCACCUGUACUAUGACUACCAGCAGCCACUGGCUCAGAUGCCAGUGCAGGGAGGACAGCCGCUGCAGGGCCCCCAGAUGCUGUCCCAGCACAUGCAACAGAUGCAGCAGCACCAGUAUUACCCGCAGCAGCAACAGCAGCAAGCGGGGCAGCAGCGUAUGUCCAUGCAAGAAAUGCAGCCGCCGCAGCAGACUCGCCCGUCACAGCUCCAGCCGCAGCAACAGCAGCAGCUGCAGCAGCGGCAGGGUUCAAUGCAGAUACCUCAGUAUUAUCAGUCCCCACCCAUGAUGCAGCACUUGCAAGAGCCGCAGCAGCAACAGAUGCACCUGCAGCCCCCUUCUUAUCACAGGGACCCCCACCAGUACACCCCGGAGCAGGCACAUGCUGUGCAGCUGAUCCAGUUGGGCUCCAUGCCCCAGUACUACUACCAGGAGCCCCAGCAACCCUACAGCCACCCCCUCUACCAGCAGAGCCACCUGUCCCAGCACCAGCAGCGUGAGGACAGUCAGCCCAAGACUUAUCCAGGCGAAAGGCAGGCCCAUGCCAUGCUGAGCUCCCAUGGGGACCUGGGGGCAUCUGAUACAGGAAUGGGAGACCCAGCCAGCUUGGACCUGAACCGGGUUAGCGGUGCCCUCCCCCAUCGGCCGCUCUUGUCCCCCAGUGGGAUCCACCUCAACAACGUGGGGCCUCAGCACCAGCAGCUGUCUCCCAGCGCCAUGUGGCCCCAGAUGCACCUACCAGAUGGCAGAGCCCAGACAGGGUCCCCUGAGUCAAGCGGCCAGCCGAAAGCAGUGUUUGGGGAACAGAUGGAUGCCAAGAGCAAGCUGACCUGCUCCAUCUGCCUGAAGGAGUUCAAGAGCCUGCCUGCCCUGAAUGGCCACAUGCGGUCCCACGGGGGAAUGAGGGCCUCCCCCAGCAUCAAACAGGAGGAAGGAGAGAAGGCCCCGCCACCGCAGCCCCAGCCACUGCCGCCUCCACUGCCACCGCAGCUCCCUCCUGAGGCCGAAAGCCUCACGCCCAUGGUCAUGCCCGUGUCUGUCCCUGUCAAGCUUCUCGUGCCCACGCCCAGCUCUCAGGGCUUCGCCAGCAGCGUCGCCGCCGCCCCCUCCGCCAGAGACAAGCCAGCCAGCGCGAUGUCGGACGACGAGAUGCCCGUGCUCGUGAGGAUGACCCUCUCUCCCCCACACUCACCCCCGGGGGCUGUCCCCUGCACGCCCGCUGACGCUCCCAGGAAGCCCCAGCCCGGGGUCGCCAAGGCCGAGCAGCCCGCGCCGCCGGCGCCCGCACCCGCUCCGGCUCCGGCUCCGGCUCCGGCGCCCACACCCGCACCCGCACCAGCACCCGCACCCGAGAGGAAGAAGUUCCGGCAUCGCCCGCAGCCGCUCUUCAUCCCGCCGCCCUCCCUCCACCCCGGCCCCGCCUCCCACUCGGGCGCCACCCUCUACCAGAGCCAGCUGCGCUCCCCGCGCGUCCUGGGGGACCACCUGCUCCUGGACCCCGCCCACGAGCUGCCCCCCUACACGCCCCCGCCCAUGCUGAGCCCGGUGCGCCAGGGCUCGGGCCUCUUCAGCAAUGUCCUCAUCGCGGGGCACCCCGGCGCCCACGCCCAGCUGCCCCUCACGCCCCUGACGCCCACGCCGCGCGUGCUGCUGUGUCGCUCCAACAGCAUCGAUGGCAGCAACGUGACAGUCACCCCCGGGCCUGGAGAGCAGACCGUCGAUGUUGAACCGCGCAUCAACAUUGGCUUGAGAUUCCAAGCAGAGAUCCCAGAACUUCAGGAUGUCUCUGCCGUGGCCCAGGACACACACAAGGCCACACUGGUUUGGAAGCCCUGGCCAGAGCUGGAAAACCACGACUUCCAGCAAAGAGUGGAGAAUCUCCUGAAUUUGUGCUGUUCAAGUGCGUUGCCAGGUGGAGGGACCAAUUCUGAAUUUGCUUUGCACUGUCUCUUUGAGGCCAAAGGCGAUGUGAUGGCUGCUCUGGAAAUGCUGCUGCUGCGGAAGCCAGUCAGGUUAAAAUGUCAUCCUUUAGCCAAUUACCACUAUGCCGGUUCGGACAAGUGGACCUCCCUAGAGAGAAAACUGUUUAACAAAGCACUAGCCACUUACAGCAAGGACUUCGUUUUUGUACAGAAGAUGGUGAAGUCUAAGACGGUGGCUCAGUGCGUGGAGUACUACUACACGUGGAAGAAAAUCAUGCGCUUGGGACGGAAGCACCGGACACGCCUCACAGAGCUCGCGGAUGAGUGUAUGACAAGUGAAGAAGAAGAAGAGUUGGAGGAGGAGGAGGAGGACCAGGAAGAAGAUAGGAAAUCCACAAGAGAAGAGGAGAGUGAAGUGCCCAAGUCCCCGGAGCCGCAGCCAGGCCCUGUCCUGGCUCCCGCGGAGGGGCCGCCCCUGCAGGCCCUCGGCCAGCCCGCAGGCUCCUUCACCUGUGAAAUGCCCAACUGUGGGGCUGUGUUCAGCUCCCGACAGGCACUGAACGGCCACGCCCGCAUCCACGGUGGCACCAACCAGGUGACCAAAGCUCGGGGCGCUGUCCCCUCUGGGAAGCAGAAGCCUGGCAGUGCCCAGAGCGGGUACUGCUCGGUGAAGAGCUCGCCCUCUCAUAGCACCACCAGCGGCGAGACAGACCCCACCACCAUCUUCCCCUGCAAGGAGUGUGGCAAAGUCUUCUUCAAGAUCAAAAGCCGAAACGCACACAUGAAAACUCACCGGCAGCAGGAGGAACAGCAGAGGCAAAAGGCUCAGAAGGCGGCUUUUGCGGCGGAAAUGGCAGCCACGAUCGAGAGGACUACGGGGCCGGUGGGGGCGCCGCGGCUGCUGCCCCUGGACCAGCUGAGUCUGCUCAAACCCAUCAAGGACGUGGACAUCCUCGACGACGACGUUGUCCAGCAGCUGGGCGGCGUCAUGGAAGAGGCCGAGGUCGUGGACACCGACCUCCUCUUGGAUGAUCAAGACCCGGUUUUGCUUCAGGGCGACACGGAACUGUAAAGGCCUGCUUGUCACUUAGAGACGGCGAAGCUCACGGCCUCCGUCUUCAUUCAUCAGGAAGCCUGGACUGCCUGCUUGUUGUGUAGCCAUUUUAAACUACCUGUUUAAAAAAUGGUCGUUUUAUUCAGGUUUAGAAGAAAAAGAUCCAGUUUCUUUUCCUUUUAUUUAAAUUUGUUUUUUUGUGGGAGGUUGGGGGGAAUAAAUAAUUGGCACAACUCUC